AAAAAGAGUCACUUGAAAAGCAUCAAGAACAUCUUUCAAGUAAUCAGAAUAGAAGGCUUCAAAAAAGAGUAACAGAAACUGCCCAAGAACGUGAGUCACGUCUUGCUCGAGAUAGAGAAAGAAAAUGUCGUAAAGCAAGAACAAAUACUAAUUUACAGCAAGAAUCAGAACGACCUGUAAUAUCAGUAAAUAUAGAAAGUAUGCAUCCAAUUGGUGAAAAUAUUUCUACUUUAUCUCAAAUUGAAAAUAUUAAUAAUACAUCUGAAAACGAAGAGAUUAUUAUAGCUACAUCUCAAAAUAAUAAUAUUGCAGAAAUAAGUGUCGAAUUACAAUCAGCUACAGAAUUAAAUGAAGUUUUACCAAAAAAGUUUUCUGUUACAAAUAAUAUGGAUCCAGGUGAAAUAUCUGAGGAGCAUCAGG
Messenger RNA from Racocetra fulgida, 420 nucleotides. The record is from the annotation of a GenBank genome assembly. Lineage: Eukaryota; Fungi; Glomeromycota; Glomeromycetes; Diversisporales; Gigasporaceae.